Thunnus maccoyii (southern bluefin tuna) is the source of this 3479-nucleotide messenger RNA. It is a transcript of the gene gpbp1l1, whose product is annotated as GC-rich promoter binding protein 1-like 1. Lineage: Eukaryota; Metazoa; Chordata; Actinopteri; Scombriformes; Scombridae. Gene Ontology annotation, cellular component: nucleus. The record is from RefSeq and is a predicted model, not a curated record. The transcript has 12 exons. Gene Ontology annotation, biological process: positive regulation of DNA-templated transcription; DNA-templated transcription. The coding region runs from base 1520 to 3010 and encodes 496 amino acids. Gene Ontology annotation, molecular function: DNA binding; RNA binding.
CUGCGAGAAAGUGUAAUCUCGUCAGUCUUUACAGAGUUUAUACACCUUUAUAUACCUUUGAAUCACUCUUCAUCUACGGCUGUCUGGCUUCAGAGGAGAUUCACGGUCCAGUCUGUUCCUGUGCAGAUACCCGUGAACCACCAGCAAGAAACCAGAAAACUGCACUGAAACUUCCUGUGUGAGAAAUAACUCAUUCUAAAAGGAGAGGAAAGACCCACUUCACAACUUUUGGACGCAUGCUAUUUUUCAACCCUCCUUUUUUUUUGGCUGAGAAAAAGAAGUUAAUUGGGCUGUCUUGAGGAUUUCUUUUUUUGGGAAACGUUAAUUGUUGUUAAAGGACUUUUCUCAUCAUAUGACACGAAGACCGUUCAACUUAUGGGAGGUUUUUGUUCAGUUUUUGGGCUUGCAUAUCUAUGAAAUCAGAGCUAUCUCAUACUUCUGCUUUGAUCAGAAAACCACAAAUAAUUAAAUGGGCAUCUUACAAAUGUGAAGGGAAAACAUACAAAGAUAAAACCGGCAUUAUAAUGCAUCAUCCAGCAGCAUCUCUGUUUCACUAACCAAAACUGAAAAUGACAGCGAUGUAACAUAGGGUUUUACUUCCUUCAUUGUCAUGUGACUUUGAGUCUUUGAGCAUUAUUUUCUUCAAACUCAGACAGUCUUUUCACCAGUUUAAUGAGGUGAGCAGUGGUUUUCAGUGACCUCCAUUGCCAACAAAAGACUGUCUUUGAACUAAUUUUUUUUUCCUGCAUGCACUUCAGUAAAUCUUAAGAUGAUUCGGUAAAAGGUGAGUCGACGCUAAAACAUACUGGCACGCAGUGUGGCAGGACAACACCCGUUUCUUCUCUCCCCAUCUGGUGUCAAAGUGGAACUGCUAUACGAACUGCUGUCCAUGUUCCAGGGCAGACUUCUUUCACAGACCGCUUCCUAAUAUUGAUAAUAAGACAACCUGGCUCUUCCUCACCAUUGGGACUAAUCACCAGUCAAAUCAAUUCAUUUUGCCAAUCAACAUAAAGUCCAAUCAGGUUUCAAGUCUCACUCCUGACAACAGAGCAAAUGUUUCAAACAAAUUGGUGAAGAAUUCAGACAGCCCAGACUAGAAACUAGCACUUGUGACGUGAUCGGCUCAGGAGCUGCUUGGGAAUCAAGAAGGAAAACCUUUUCCCUCGUAGACCACUGCGCCUCCGCUUCAAAAUCUACUCCCUGCUCGGCCAGUUCUCUGGAUCACCAUUCCAGAUCAUUCCUGCAACCUUUUGACCCAUCUCCCAGUGUUUCAUCCUGGACGAAGGGAUCUGCCUCUGGGGAAAGGGGCUGUGCUGUCCUGGCGGAGGUGGAGAGGGGGUUGUCGGUGUGCUGCUCCCCGUCUGUCAGUGCACGCACUCUGUGAUCAGUGCCAUCAGGCCUGAGGAACCGAGCCCAGCCGGACCGAGAGAGGAGGCAGAGGACUUCAGAGCCACAGACUCUGGGAUCCUGGCCAUGAGGUUUGAUGCCUCGAUCCACUGACCGGAAACACUGGACCUAAAUGGCGCAGCAUGACUUUGUCCCUGCCUGGCUUAACUUCUCCACACCCCAGCCUGCCAAGUCCCCUGCUGCCAACCUUGAAAAACAAGGUGAGCCCCACCACCACAGAGACGGCAGAACCGCUGUGAGCCGCCGCCGCCACAACUCGUCUGAUGGCUUCUUCAACAACGGCUCCCUGCGUGCUCCAGCAGGUGACGGUUGGCAGCAGCCCUCUCUGCUUCUGAGACAUGACUCUGUGGACUCGGGGGUGGCCAAAGGAGGACAUGGUGGGCUGGCAGGGGGCUCGUGUUGGAAGGAAACACCCAGCUGGCAUGGAGCUCUGCGGGGCGCCCAGGAUGGCCACCACCACCAGGGACGCCACCCCAAACGGGGAGGGGGCGACAGGGACAGGCAGGGGGGGCACCGGCAGCGCAAUGGUAACUUCCAUCCCCGCAAGGGCACCUCGUACCAGGACAAGUUCCCCAACGAGGAACGCAAAGACGGCAAGGACGACAAGCUGAAGUUUGUGGAGGAGGACUUUCCUUCCCUCAACCCUGAAACAACUGGAAAGCCUGGGACUCAGAUGAGAGCAGUGGCUCCCCAUGCUGGAGUGUGGGAAAACCCCCCGAGUGGCAAACAGAUGGUGUCCAAAAUGCUGGUUAUCAAGAAGGUUUCGAAGGAAGACCCCAGCACAGCCUUCUCUGCGGGGUUCGCCAGUGCAGGCACCCUGCCCACCAACGGCAGCAAAGCUCCCAUUGCAGGCUCCAGCGUCUACAAGAACCUGGUCCCAAAGCCUGCCGUGGCCCCCACCAAAAGCACCCAGUGGAAACCCAGUGGUAGAGAGAUCACUAAGUCUGGCCUUCACAUGCCAGGCCGAGAUUCAGUCUUCACCAGCCCCGUCUCUGCAGCCAAACCCAGCACCCCAGUCAGUGCGCCACAGCACAACACCCCGAAAGAGCACCCUUCCAGCACGACUCCUCCCAUAGACAUCGCCCCGUCGAGACUGAAGCUGAUGCGCCGUGGUCCGGACCGCAAGAGCGAGUUCCUGCGAGCUCUGAAGGACGAGGGCACAGGAGAGCUGACAACAAGCAGCAGCCCAGGAACAUCAGGAGAGGGUGAAAGCAGCACCCCAGAGCCCAAAGCCUACAGCGAAGAAGUCUGCCAUGAGAAUGGUCUCUCCUACUCCCUCAGUGACUCAGACACUGAACACCUGUCCAGCUCCCUGGAGGCAGAGCACAGGUUGCUAAAGGCCAUGGGCUGGCAGGAGUACCCAGAAAACGAUGAUAACUUCCUGCCUCUGACAGAGGACGAGCUGAGAGAGUUCCAGACUAAAACUGAACAGCUGAAGAGGAACGGCAUGCAGAGGAACGGGGUUCUCCCGAGGGCGCGGGGUGUGACCCUCCACUUCACCCCCUGGAGGAGUGUGGCGGAGGCGCACGUCGAGGAGGGCUCCGAGUCCGAAACCAGUAGCAGCAGCCAGACCUCUGACGAUGACGACUGCAUCAAAUCCUAACGUGGCUUUACGGAACAAAAAAAACAAAAAAAAACCAACACACAACAGCCAACACCACAUCCCAGCAAGCAAUCUCCCCUCUUCCUCUCUCAUCUUUGUUUUUAGAGCACCAUUUUGAAUUUCUUUUGUUUUGAUUUUUUUUGUUGUUGUUCUUGCACAAGGGAAAAACCAAUCAUAUCCCAGUGAAGGGGGAGAUUCCUGCUCCGCCAGACGUCGUUUUCCCUGCGUUUCCUCCUUCACUGCAGUCCCUGCCCUCUAUGACCCCCCCCAACCCCCACCCUCCUCCCCUUCUUCCUUUUUCUUCCUCGCUUUGUGGAACUGAAGUGUUCAUCAAGAAAAGAAGGGCAAUGAAUGCACACUUGAUUCUGCUUUAAACAGACUAACUCAUUUCAUUGAUGAUGCUGAUGACACAUUAUUAAUGAUAUUAAUAAAAAUUGGUUCCUGACAAGCUGAUAUGUUUCAAUAUGAA